Oldenlandia corymbosa var. corymbosa is the source of this 3466-nucleotide messenger RNA. Lineage: Eukaryota; Viridiplantae; Streptophyta; Magnoliopsida; Gentianales; Rubiaceae. The record is from the annotation of a GenBank genome assembly.
UUGAAACUAAAAGGUUUGACUUAAUCGAUGGUACAUCUGAAAAACCAAGUACGUAUAGGUUUCUUCUUCUCUGCCAUUCUGCCUAAAACCUCCUAAAAAGCCCCCAUAAUAUAAGAAAUCUUGCAUGAUUCAUGUGCAAAAUAACCAAAUUAGGUAUUUAACUUUUUUUUAAAGUUCCAACAAACUUUGUGGUUUCGGUCCAUUCCAAGAUAGAUCAUCCGAGCUACCCCUAAGAGGACAUUGACCCACAAAUCUUAACUCUUCAUUAAAUAUCAGCUUCCUUCAUUUCAAAGGAAGGAAAGAAAGAAGUUUUCUUCUUUCAAAAUUUUGAGUUUCAGACUUCAGAGGUUGCAGAUUCAAGAGGUUUCAUACUCAUCAGUUUCUUGUUGUCUCUCUUAUUUUGCCCAGAUUUGACGAUGCCCAUGUUCUGGAGAAAGCAGUCUAACAAUCAUGCAAAGGAAGAAGCUGCAGAAAAAUCUGCCAAGGUCCAAGAAUUAAGGACUGCCAUUGGACCUCAAUCUGGACGCAGCUUAAAGUACUGCACUGAUGCUUGUCUGAGGAGAUAUCUGGAAGCCCGAAAUUGGAAUGUCGCCAAGGCUCAGAAAAUGCUUGAGGAGUCACUCAAGUGGAGAGCCACAUACAAGCCAGAAGAAAUUCGCUGGCACGAAGUAGCAGAAGAAGGUGAAACCGGGAAAGUAUCCAAAGCCAAUUUUCAUGACAGAUCAGGCAGAACUGUCCUUAUAAUGAGGCCAGGAAAGCAGAAUACGACAUCACCUGAGGGUAAUGUUCGUCAUCUAGUUUAUCUCAUGGAAAGUGCCAUCCUUAACUUGCCUGAAGGCCAAGAGCAGAUGUCCUGGCUGAUAGACUUCAAUGGAUGGUCAUUGAACACUAACAUUCCCAUUUCGACAGCCAGAGAUAUCAUUAAUGUUCUACAGAAUCAUUACCCUGAGAGACUUGCCAUUGUCAUUCUUUACAGCCCACCAAGGAUCUUCGAGGCAUUUUAUAAGGUUGUGAAGUAUUUUGUUGAUGCAAAAACAUCUGAAAAAAUACACUUCGUAUACCCAAAUAACAAAGACAGUAUGGAAUUGAUGAAGACAUUUUUCGACUCUGAUAACCUUCCUAGUGAAUUCGGAGGGAAGACAACGCUGAACUAUGAUCAUGAGGAGUUUUCAAGAAUAAUGAUUCAGGAAGAUGUGAAAACGGCCAAAUAUUGGGGCCUUGACACUACACCCUUGAACGGUUCUGAUAAAAACUCUGCAACGCUUGUGGCUCCCGAGCCAGAGAGCAUUGCAUCGGCUGCAAGCUGAGUGACUCUAAGAGACCAAUAAUAUACUCAUGCCGCAAUGUGGUUUGCUUUUCAUGCUUCACGAUUAACAAACUCACCGGCGAAGAGUGAAUAUUAACUAUAGUACUAUUCUUAUGUUUAUAUGACUUUGUCAUACAACAUUUUCACUUCAUGAAUGGCCGAAGAUUGUCUAGGAGCCUAUGUACAUGAGAUGUAGCAUAUGAGUUUGAAACACAAACUUUUGAUGUAAUGCUUUUGUACAAGCAGUAUUGGCUAUUGCCCUAUCAAAAGCCUCAGGAACAUGGGACCUUCUCUUAAGAAUUUCAUUGUUUGGAUUAAACCAUACUGUACAUUAACAAGGAAAGACAAAACACAAGGAGGAACAAUCUUCACAAUUAAGGCUACAUACAGAGACUCAGCAUUCUACUUUCACAGCCAGAAAACUACCCUUCGAUAGACAAAAGUAUGAAAGGCAUGUCAAAGUUCACUGGAAUAAAGACAUUCAUCCACUAGUUGGCGAAGGUUGGGGUUCUCCAAAGCUGCAGCAACUCUUUCUUUAUCAUUCAAUUGUUUAUUAACUGCAAAAUAGCAAAGAACAAGUGCUCUUUCUCACUAACUUAACCAAUCAGUCAAUAACUAAUGAGCAGGUAAUGAAAUGAUGAACUCAAGCAUCAUUAAGACACCACAAACAUAAAAGCUCAUUUCUUUUGUUUAAAUGUUUUACUUUUCUUGAUUGGAUAGUCUUCUAGCAGAUACGUAAAAUCAGUAUCUUACAUUUACUUCGGAGAAAGCAUAAACAGUUAACUUUUCUCAUCCUUACCAGAUUCUUCAUCUGCAUGAGAUCCUGGAGCCACUUUAAUGUCCACCUGUAAAAUGAAGUCAACUUCAAGAAUUAGCAACAAAAAAGUAAUCUUGUGAAUGUAUAUGCUUCCAAUGCUCGAAGAGAUAUGAAUAUGACUGAUGAUUACAAUUAGAACAGCAGGGCUAGAGAAAGAGAACAAAAAAUACAGAUUGUUUGACUAAAAUUUUUAACACAUGCUGUGAUGCUGAGAUUGAUACAGUCACCAAUUUGUGAUGAAUAUAAGUCAGCUAACAACUCCUGCUAUGAGUCCAGAGACUUCAAACAGAAAUAUAAGUAGGAAGCUUAAAUUUUACAAAGAUCAGGCUCUGUACUGAAGAUUGUCACAUCCAAAAUGAGUACACAAAUCUGCUAGUUGUAAAUGCAGACAAGUGCAAUAUGAAAAAAAGAAACACGUUGAGAGAGGAAACUUUGAACAAUGUCAAAGUAUGUCACAAGAACAAAGCCAACCUUAAAAUGUGCUGGAAAACAAUCCUUCAGUUUCUCCCUCAGGCACAAACCAAUAACAGUAGCCAUGCUGCAGUGCUGAAUUGUAGGUGUGAAAGUUAUCCUAAAGAAGAAGUAAUAAGAUGAGAUGCAACCCACUAUGAUAAAUUCUCACUUUCGAUGGAAAACAACAUUUUACUUGGUAGAUAGCUAAUUUCAAGACUAGGUGAAGGAAACAGGAGAAUUCCACCAGUUCCAUGACAAACCGAAAGCAAAUGGUAUGCAGGUCUCAAGAUUGUUAUAGGAUGCUUAGUUCAACAAAACCCUUAUCAUGGACACAUCAUCCGGAUUCCAUGAUGAGACAAACAAAUUUUAUAUACCCUAUAAAGAAAUACUCACAAAAUUGUCCUUAAUAUACUGUCCGACAGUUUUGCAGUAAGUGUAGAUAUAUUAAAUCACUUCUCCACACAUAACAAUCUGAUUUUGAUAUAAUUGCAUGAAUGAAGAAAUUAAAAUUUUAUUGAGUUCUUUCGACAAUUCCUAGGCAUAUACAGUUAUUUAGGCACUCAAACGGGCAAGCUAGAUCAAAAUCCCCAGUAGCUCCAUUGACUUACCACCAUUAAAACAUAGAUAUAUAGAAGGUGAUCAAUAAAUUUAUAUAUGAAUCAGUCAAUAAGUCAGUCAUGUUCUAUUUUGAUUCCUCUUCACCGUAAUUAAAGAAAAUCUCUCUUAAAAAGCAACAAAUUUGAUUGAAACUUGAGAAGGAAAAAAAAAAAAGAGAAAUGCUAACAGAAUGCGGCCGAGCUUCUCAUCCACAGUGAUGGACUCCUCAGAAAGCACACUUAGCUGCUCCAACGAGUAAGGGUGCUCUGGAUCCCUUAUAUCCCUCACGUAAU